GCCAUAGACAUGUUAUCAAAGUGUUGAUAAAUUUCGUCUAAGACACAUCGCUUACCACUGCACGCGCGAAAGAAAGCAAGAAACCAUGCGUUCUGCACUGCCGCUACUCAUACUGUUCAGCGUUUGCUGCCUAGGCCUCCAAGCUGCCGUUGUACCAGCACCAGCUUUGAAUGCUGUUUCUGCCAACACACACAUGCAACACGAAGGACGCAUUGUGGGCGGCGAACAGACCGAUAUUGCACAGUAUCCUUACCAAGUAUCCAUACGGCUGGACUCUUCCGUGCUUAUACACAUUUGUGGCGGUUCGAUUUAUGCACCGCACGUCAUCGUUACUGCGGCGCACUGCUUGAAAGGACGUUACGCUUCGACCAUACGUGUCGUUGCAGGUUCAUCCACGAUCGCCGAUCAGUCGGAGCUGGGCGUAGCUGCGCAGAAACUGAUCUAUCACAGCGGUUAUAAGAAGAAAACACACACUAAUGAUGUGGGUCUUAUCAUAUUGAAGGAACCUCUAAUUUUCGAUACCAACGUACAACCCAUACAAUUGGCACGCACUUCAGCUGUGGUGGGUGCACAUGCCAUUGCCACCGGUUGGGGCAAGAACGAUGAGAAGGCACAGCAAAUGACAAAAGUAUUGCAGGCGGUCGAGUUACAAAUUGUCGAUGCGUUGCAAUGUGGCGUGCAAUAUGCGACGAAGAAUUAUGUCAUCACCGAGGAAAUGCUGUGCGCGGGCGCUGAGAAUGGUGCCAAAGACACUUGUCAAGGCGAUUCUGGCGGCCCACUGGUUGUGGACGGCAAAUUGCUUGGUAUUGUUUCUUGGGGUAUUGGUUGUGCUCAAGACUAUCCCGGCGUGUAUGCCAGUGUACCGUAUCAUGCCGCAUGGAUUGAAGAGCAAGCCGCAGCAUACUUGUGAGUUGGCAAGUGGUAGAAGGGAUUAUAAAGAGGAGCGAAUAACAAAAGCUAAGCGAACAAAAGCCAGUGAACAAAUAUAUAAAUACAUUAACAUAUUUAAAUACUAUAUAUUAUAUAUUUACUUGAUAUUUUACACAUCGAGUUUCCUUACUGAAUUGUGAUAAAUAUAACUUUUAAUAUUUUAUUAUUUUUGUUGAAGAAAUUUUUUGGUGAAGGACUUAUUGGAAAUAAAUGUAGAAAAAAAGUUAA
Messenger RNA from Zeugodacus cucurbitae (melon fly), 1158 nucleotides. RefSeq names its product trypsin alpha. The record is from RefSeq and is a predicted model, not a curated record. Gene Ontology annotation, molecular function: serine-type endopeptidase activity. Gene Ontology annotation, biological process: proteolysis. The transcript has a single exon. Lineage: Eukaryota; Metazoa; Arthropoda; Insecta; Diptera; Tephritidae. Bases 86 to 910 code for a protein of 274 amino acids.